AUGGGAAUAGACAUCUACUACACCGUCAUGAGCCCGCCGGCUCGAGCCGUGGCCAUCCUCGCAAAGCACCUCAAGAUUGAGGCCAAUCUCAAGAACAUCAACCUCCAGGCCGGCGAAACGAGGACGCCCGAGUACCUGAAGCUGAACCCCAGCCACACUGUGCCCACCAUUGUGGACAACGGCUUUGCCCUCUUUGAAAGUCGAGCCAUUCUCCAAUAUCUGGCCAACAAGUACGCCGCCGGAAGUCCGAUCUACCCGAGCGACCCAGUGGCACGGGCCAACGUUGAUAAGGUCCUCUUCUAUGAUGCUUCGGCCUACUGGCCAGCCAUGCGAGCUGCCUUUAUCCCCAAAUUCCGCCUGAAGACCGAGCCCUCUCAGGAAGUGCUUGACGAGCUGAAGGAGAAGAUUCAGAUUCUGGAGACGAUUCUCGGUGAUCAGCAGUUCUUUGCCGGUGAUCACGUGACCAUUGCCGACAUUUCCCUUGGAGUUGAGGUGCCCUUCAUCAAGAUGAUCCUCGGUCCGGCGUCAGAGGCUGAUGCCAGCAAGUCCAAGCUGAAAGCCUGGUACGAGCGACUGAGCAAGGCCGUUCCAGAGCUGGCCGAACUUAAUGGCGAGGCGAAGAAGCUCUACGAGGAGGUGUUCGGAGCAGAGUUGAAGAAUGUGGCCAUCCUCGGCAAACACCUCAAAAUUGAGAUCAACUACAAGGACAUCAACGUUCAUGCUGGUGAAACAAAAACCCCCGAAUACCUGAAGCUGAACCCUAGUCACACUGUUCCCACGCUGGUUGACAACGGCUUUGCCCUCUUUGAAAGUCGAGCCAUUCUCCAAUACCUGGCUAACAAGUACGCCGCCGGAAAUUCCAUCUACCCGAGCGACCCAGUGGCACGGGCCCAGGUUGAUAAGGUGCUCUUCUACGAUGCCUCGGGUUUCUUUCCUGCCAUGCGAGCUGCCAUUUUCCGCCUGAAGACUGAGCCCUCGAAGGAGGUAAUUGACGAGCUGAAGGAGAAGAUUCAGAUUCUGGAGGCGAUUCUCGGUGAUCAGCAGUUCUUCGCCGGUGAUCAUGUGACCAUUGCCGACAUUUCACUCGGCGUUGAGGUGCCCUUCCUCAAGAUGGUCCUCGACCCGGCGUCCACUUCCGAGGCAAGUCCCAAGCUGAAGGCCUGGUACGAGCGACUGAGCAAGGCCGUUCCAGCGCUGGCCGAACUUAAUGGCGAAGCCAAGAAGCUCUACCAGGAGCGAUUUGAGGCAGAGUCGAAGAAGUAA
Rhagoletis zephyria (snowberry fruit fly) is the source of this 1263-nucleotide messenger RNA. NCBI's taxonomy places the organism in Eukaryota, Metazoa, Arthropoda, Insecta, Diptera, Tephritidae. The record is from RefSeq and is a predicted model, not a curated record.